This is a messenger RNA of Aspergillus heteromorphus CBS 117.55, 2488 nucleotides long. RefSeq names its product Zn(II)2Cys6 transcription factor domain-containing protein. NCBI's taxonomy places the organism in Eukaryota, Fungi, Ascomycota, Eurotiomycetes, Eurotiales, Aspergillaceae. The transcript has 2 exons. The record is from RefSeq and is a predicted model, not a curated record. Gene Ontology annotation, biological process: regulation of DNA-templated transcription. Bases 332 to 2284 code for a protein of 650 amino acids. Gene Ontology annotation, molecular function: DNA-binding transcription factor activity, RNA polymerase II-specific; zinc ion binding.
CCCUCCCCUCCAACCAUCCACCCGUCUCCUCCCCUCCACUUUUUCCCCGGCACAUCCCCCGUGUCGUCGGAUUGAUUUUCGUUGGGGUCGCGAUUACCUAACUCGAACGCAGCACGCGCUGCCCAGUGGCUGACCUACACCCACCCGCACGCUGAACCUAUGCUCCGCCAUCGGCAGCACGCCUGUCGUCAACGUUCUUAUUACUCAUUCCCUCUAUAAACCCACCGGUCCCUCGAUUCUCCCCCGCUUCGUAUUUUUUUCGUGCGACUCAUCACAUCGCGCGAUCCUUAGAUUUUCCACACCCUUGUCGCCUCUCGCGCUGGACAUCGCCAUGGAGUCCCGAACCGCGACGGCUGAGCCGUCCAGUAAACGGCCGCGCUCCCCCUCGGGUGACUUCCCCCCUAUCGCUUCCAAAGUGCCCAAGACACAUUCGAAUCACCUGCAGAUCAACUAUCUCGCCCGGCAAUACCCAGACAACCUCCCUCUGGUGUCCGUCGACGAUACUAUGCCCGCCAUCAUCCACCUCAUCGGCGAGUACGACGGUGUCCUACAUCGUCACGAGAGCAUUGCGGGCAACCUGGGCGCGUGCCCCCUCGGGCCCAUCCUGAUCAAGCGCUUCGAGAGGCUGUUUGACGGGCCGCCCCGGGUGCUCAAAUCGCAUGGCAAGGAUUCUCCGAACGUGACCUGGCUGGAUGUGGUUGAGUUUGCCAAGAACAAACCCGAGCAGUUCAACCUGGAGAAGUCUCGCAAUGGGGUGCGCGUGUGUCAGUUCUACACCAAGCAAUGUCGGGUCGAAAUCAGUGAGGAGGACUUUGUCCUGAUCGCAUCGGGAAUGCCUCAGAAGAUGAUUCCGCCGCAACCGAUUAUCGAGGAUGAGGAAAAGGAAUUGGGCGCAUUGGAAAUUUUGGAAAAGAACCUGCAGCAGAUCAUCCAGGUGGCCGACCAAGUGUCCGCACGAGCCCGACAACUCAACCAUCGCUUGAAGAACCGCCGGACUGCGAUUGUCACGCGCCGGGAGAACGACACCACCCUUCAUUCCCAGCGCCAGCAGCAACAUCGAUCCAUCAGCCCUGCAUGGCGCGAGGCCAACGGCCACAGUACAAACCCGCUGAACGGCAACGCCCCGGCCAGCAUCCACUCUCCUCCCACCGGCUUUGUAGCCGUGAAUGCCGGCCGGUCCGGUGCCGCGGAAGCCGCCGUGGAGGAAAGUGGGCUGUCGUCACAGUUCAUGUUCUCACACCCCAACACGGACAAUGUCACCAUAAUCAACGGGACCUCCAUUAAAGGCGCCUCUCCAACGACACGUGCGGAGCUGAUGAAGAAAUUCUUCACGACGCAAGACCGACAGGCGCGCAGCCAGGAAGAGGCGCCGGAUCCCACCAGCCGACCGUCGUCUCGGCCGCGGCCCCGCGCAUCGGAUGCCGCGGACUACAACAUGUAUACGCCGGCUCCUACGACGGUUGCCAUUCCCAACACGCCGUCGUCCCUCCUGCCUCCGCCCAAAUCCCACCACCACGAGAAGGAUGACGGCGGCCCGCAUAAGAUGGAAAUGGUUGCGCGCAUGGAGGAGCUGCAGCGCGGCGAGCGCAUCAUCCCCCCCUGCGAUCGGUGUCGGCGGCUGCACAUGGACUGCCUGAAAAACCUGACGGCGUGCAUGGGCUGCACCAAGAAGCAUGCCAAGUGCUCGUGGAAGGAUGUGAAGGAGGAUGAGCUGCGCGAGAGUCGUCUCGACCGCAGUCCUCGAGAGCGGGUGGAGGAGCCGGCGUCGCAAGAGGUUUCAUCGACCCACGCAUUGGCUACGCCCGUGCAGGCGUCUACCUCGGCCGCACCGACCCCCGCUUCGGGUCCGCUGUCUGAGCCGGAGCGACACUUUGAGCGCGAGCACGAGUACGAGGGGCCUACCGAAUUCAGUGUGCGACGCGAGUCCGCCCCGACGACGGGGCCGGCUUCGGGGACGCCGCUGAAGAAGGACGUGUCGCCGCGUCGCGCGAUGAGCGAAAUCCACGGGAGCAGCAUGAUGGGGCAUGACCGCCGGGUCAGCAUGCACCGGCACGCGGACCCGGAUGACGAUGACCCUGAUGCGAAUCAGCGGCUGAUGCAGGCGAUAUUGGAUACAGUGGACCACCACACGCGGGUGGCGGCAGCAGUGAAGGAGGGCGGGCACGAGGUCAGCCAUGAGCGCGAGCGCGAGCGCGAGAGAGAAAGAGAAAGAGAGCGGGAACGGGAGCGGGAGCAGGAGCGCGAACGCGAACGCGAACGCGAGCGGAAGAUGGUGCGGGCGUAGUGUAUAUCAUCAUGGGUGGCCUGUAUCUAGGCAGUCUUUGUUUGAGCGAGUUAGCGGAUAUCCCGGAGUACUGAUAGCAUUACUAUGCACUGAUCUGAGUCUUGGAAUACCGCUACUAGUCCUCCGUAACACCCGUAACAUCCGCAGUACUAAUAGUCGAAUCCAGUGUAGUCGGAGUUAGUCAUUCCCGGAGUGAACUGCCGA